UUCGCAUUACAUGUAACGCGGAAAAAGUAUCUCUCGGGAAAACUUACGCAAAUUCAUUCUCAGGGUGUCGAGCAGUGACAAAGUGUACCGAAUGUGAAAGUUAAAAAGUUCUGCGCGUGAUUGACUUGGAAAGAUAAACGCGUAAUUUAAUUAAUAAAGACAUUAUGCAGAACUGUAAUAUUCUAUGCAAGUGUGCAAAAAAUAGUGCGAUCAAGCAAUAAGUUUUUUUCUCUUAAUAAUUUGCUUUUAAUUUGGCGUGUCGUGUGCUUGUGUUAUAAACUGUAAAAAGUAAAACUCGACAAAAUUAACAACAAUGGGGAACGCGAGAUCGCAACCCUGCGGACGAGGCAAGUCGCUUUAUCUGUUCUAUCUUAUCCACCGAACGUGGAACGUCGUCGUAGAUCAUCGGAGAGAUCAAGAUCGCUGUGACGAUACCGACGGAGAAACAGAUCUAUCGUCGAAAUGCAGCACUUGCAACGUAUGCGAUUACCGACAGGACAGCUUGAUCUUCGAAAGCGAGUCGGACAUGGCGCCCAAUGCGGAGGAGGAACUGCUGGUUGUGAAACCAUGGGGACCGCAACCGGAAAAGGAGCGCUUAAGACCACCCACGUAUAAUGCCGAAGAUUACGCAAUCGCGCUGAGACGAUGGGGAAGACGCCCAUUAGGAACCGUUCAAGACUCUCAAGGUACUCUGCCGUCGACAACCAGUUCGAGUUCCGGUUACGCAUCCGGAAGUGGCGAGAUGACCUUGAGACAGUUCACGUCAGUCAGCGAGCUGUUAAAUAAACUCAGAGCCGAUCUCAGACUCGCCUUUCCCAGCUUCGUGCAGGAGUUCGCCUCGCCGCCUGCGGAUGGAAUCACCUUGCUGCUGGAGACCUUGCGCGGCGUUCAACUGGCCCAAAGUUCACCGCCGAGUUCGGGACAGACCGGACCUAGGAUCGGCACCAGAAGGGCCGCCCUGGACGAACUGGGCUGCGUGGAAUGUUUAGCGGCGUGCGGCGAACGAUGCGCCGAUGCGCCACGGUUACUGGUGCAGGCGCAACCCGGCCUCUUGGCUCUCGCAGUCUGUCUGACCAGUAGUCUGAACCGGUCCAGAGUUCUGGCUCUUCAGCUCCUGACGAAAGUGUGCCAAGCACCAGGUGGACACGCGGCUGUUUCGGAAGCGGUGUCAACUCUGAGACUCAAAUACGGGGAAGGUGGGAGAUUUCGAUUUUUAGCGGGCGCUCUUUUAGCUCCGAGGGCGGCUAUCGCGUUGAGGGUCGCAGGAGUUUCGUUUCUGAACGCUUUUCUAAAAUCUGCACCCCGCACACAAACCAAGCUAUAUAUCCAGGCUGAGGCCUGCGAAGCUGGCUUAGAGCCGCAGGUACUUCAGGAAUGGCUGAGGGAAUUCGACGGACGCGAGGAGGACGCUUUAACUGAUUUACUGCACAAGGAAGUUCAGAAAUGGACGCACAACUGCGUCGACGUGGACGCUCUGCAGCGCAGGGUGACGCGCGCGGAAGAAACCUGCAGGAUACUCAGCAAGAAGGUAUCGCUUCUGCAGAUGCAGAUCGAGAAACAGAAUGUCCUCAACGUGGAGGAGCGAGAUAAAUCCUCGCCGACGAUUCUCAUUUCCGCUAAAAGUCCUAAAGUAUCCUCGAACGCGGAGGACGAGGGUAUCAGCUCCUCGGAGAGAUCCAGCAGCCCUGAAGACACGAAGGCGCAUCAGGCGAGAACCAAUCGGCAGAAGGCUUCACCUACGCAGAGCAACGAUCAGGAGACAACGAUAGACGACGUGAUCGAGGAGCUGAGGAUCAUAGUGAAGGACGCCGAGGAGGAAUUCAGCGAUAAAACUCAGGAACUGAACCGUCGUCCUAAUAACGAUCAAGAAGUUGUCCGCAACGACCAGAAAUCGGACAAAAACGAAUUAUACCGAUCGAAUUCCAAAGUCUCCUUGAACCAUUCUGAGAGUUAUAUCUAUGAUAAAGUAUCCAAGAUAGAUUUGAAGCUGAAACCGAACGCGGGCUCGAACGCGUUUCAAAAUCAGCUGAAGGGCGAGCAGGUGACCUACUUCGGCAACGAACAAGACUACAGCACGGACUCGGACGGCACGAAGAGAUCGAGUCCCGGUGGGCCGCGCAAAACGUCGAAGUCGUCGAUGGAGGGCAGCGUGAAGAUCGUCGUGAGGGGACCUGACGUGGAGGAGGCGAUAGUGCCGGCUAUUCUACACCCCCAGCCGCCACGAAGGGCACCACCGUGCCUGACUGCCAUCCUGGCCGCCAGGCAUUGCGACUUUGCCGAUCACGCAGAAAUGUACAAUUCCCACGACGAGGAGGUCGAGGAGGAGACCCUGGGUGACGGCAGCGAUUCCCUGCUGAGCGCCUCCAAGCUCAAGUACAACAGCAAACAUCAGAUCUACGACGGACAGAUAAGGAGCGUCAACGGUGAGGAUCAACUGCAGAAGCACACUAAAAGCGACGCUAUACUGAUAGGUCCGAAUCGUAUCGACGUUAAGCUCGGAAAGAGCCUCGACGAUCUGCGUCAUUUCGGGGAUAACGAAGCAAAGAACCGAAAGACGAUAAGAAGCUACGAGAUUUCCAAGUCAAAGAUCACGGACGUUAGACCGAUCAGCAGACAGAUCGACGUUUACAGGCAGCUCGAUUCGAUUCCCAAGGGAUUCGAGACGUCCUCCGGACGAUCGGCCGAUCAACGGACGAUUCAUCGGCACAGCUCCAAGUACAGAAGCGAGAUUGAAAAGAGGAAAUAUCUACGACGCUCGGCCAGCCACGAUUAUCUCGAGUCAAACAUGUCCAGUCCGCAGUCGAGACGGUCGGGGGGCCGAGUGGAGUGCCGCAUCAGAAAGUUCGAAAGCUUGAAUUCCUUCGACGAUCAUCGGAGCUUGCAGAAUUAUGAGAGAUCGAACGAGUCGGAGAAACAGGAGCAGGCGUCGCUCCUGAUUGACUCCUCCAGAUUUAAGAUGCGCAGAUCGGAAUCCUUCCAUCACAUCUCCCAUCAUGGACCGAAGAGGGAUCAGUGCUCGUCGAAAGGGGAGAGCGACAGCGGUCUCUUCUACAUCACGGACUUCAAUCUGAAGCCCGUCGUCACGAGGCGACCGAGAUCGAUCGACGCACCGAAGUCUCCCAGUCUGAUAACGAAAUCUCUGGACAGGAUUGACGAGGGUCUAGAUUCGAUGGUCGACAUUGUCAUUACGCAAGAACAGAAUCAGUGGAACGGGGAUAAGCGUCAGUCGAAGGCGGCCAAGUCACGCGACGAGAAGCAGCUGAGAUCGAGAGCGAUCAGACUUGAUGAUUUCUGCGGUAAUUCUUCGGAAUUGGAUCAGCAGGGAAGGCGGGAUAAUCUCGUUUCCAGAAACAGACAUCUGAAGAACGACGAACUGUAUCACAUUAACAAUAAGCAAUUAAAAAGCGACGAAUUUUACGAGGAGCAGAGAAAUCGCGAAUGGAAUUAUCAUAACGAGUUAAAUUACGCGAAGAGCAAGGGUGAAACUAGCUCGGAAGACUCGCCAAUGAUAUUAUCGAAGAAUGGCGUAAGACACAAUUCCUUUUGUCAGAAGGAUAAAGUCGGCAACAAAUUUUCCGGCAGACCGAACGAAUCGGGAAUUUUUGCUGGACGAACGUACGACACAUUUGGCCUCGGGAAGAGUCGUUUCAACGCGGGCAAAUAUUCGGGAAACCAGCAAAUUAAAGAAAAUCCAAUUAGUCGAAGAAACACGACAUCUUCGUUGAUUGGGAAACGUGGUAAAGUAACAGAUAUUGUCUCCGGUCUUUAUUGAACGUACGUAAAACAAAUUUUAUAUGGAGCUCUAAAGAACCAGUAGAAACGAUUAGUAUACAGCCUUCAUCGCGCAUGUAGAACAGAUAUAAAUUAAGAAUUCUUGUAUAAUUUAAAGGUAACGAAAUUAAUUAGUACUACGUUUUGGAGUAAAAUUAUAUUUAAAAGAGUUCCAUCUUUACAGAAUUAUUUUUUUUUUAAUUUUCCAGGUAUAUCAGAGUAUUAUAUGCAUCGUAUUGAAAAUUAAUGCAAAAAAAAUCAAUUAUUUUAUUCUUUAAAUUAGAUUCCACGCCAAAUUUAUGUAAAAAAGUAUAAUUUUAUUCUACCGCCCGACAGCAAAGCAUGUAAGUUUGAGGAUUUGUGAUUUCCAUAACGUAUGAGAAAGCACAAAGAGAGAUAUAUCAUCGAUACAUUUUAUCGAUUGAUACACGAGUACAUCAUUUCUUAUUAAAUAGAAAUCGAUUAGAUAACGAGAAUGAUUUUGAGUGCAAUAUUUUUGAGUAUUAUUACGACGUUACACUUGUAACAAUUACACUUACAUCGAAUAUACACAACGAAUACACGUUCUUUUAUAACAACAAAUAAUUCUUCUGGUGAUGGACUCUUGUGUGCCUUCACUACAUUGUGUGAUACGGUUCUUUGUUAACAACGAUUAUAUAUGCAAUAGUAGUGCAAGUGCCAACUAAGACUGUACUUCGUAGAUUUCUAUGCAUUACAUGUACAUAUAAAUAUGAAGAUGAGAUUGAAAUAAUUCUUAUUAUACAUUAGGAUAUAUAAUAAUAUUUAGG
Messenger RNA from Temnothorax curvispinosus, 4559 nucleotides. RefSeq lists its product as uncharacterized. Gene Ontology annotation, molecular function: small GTPase binding; actin filament binding. The record is from RefSeq and is a predicted model, not a curated record. The transcript has 6 exons. Gene Ontology annotation, cellular component: cytosol. The coding region runs from base 314 to 3772 and encodes 1152 amino acids. Gene Ontology annotation, biological process: cortical actin cytoskeleton organization; cell migration; regulation of cell shape. NCBI's taxonomy places the organism in Eukaryota, Metazoa, Arthropoda, Insecta, Hymenoptera, Formicidae.